AUGACGACCAGAACUCAUAUUCGAGACGUCUUGCGUCCCCUUGAUCCUAAUCAAUCAGAAACGCCCGUGAAGGAAAAUGAAUUCAAAAGCCCAUUUGGUAUGGGAACGACUGCAAAGACAUCAGCUACUCCCAAACGAACGGCAGUACCAAACGCCGCCAACUUGCUAUCGCCCCUCCCAAUCAAGCAGCGCAAGAACUUUUUCAAGAGCCCACAGUACAAAUCUCGCAAACAACAGUUUCAUUUGGUGUGUGCAGAGCGAGUCGCAGAAGAUAUCGACGGCGACCUCUGCGAGCUAGGGAUUCAAGAAUGGGCAGUUGAUGAUUUUGUGUACCAAAGAAAGUUGGGACAUGGGGGAACUGCCCACGUUUAUUUGGCCAGUGAAAAGCAAUCUGGCUAUAAGGUGGCUUUGAAGAUUCAAGAAACGGACGAUAAUGCUUUUUGCGAAAUCGAUAUUCACGACAAACUGGAUCAUCCGAACAUUGUUCGAAUGAUUGACUACUUUUACUCAUUCACACCAUUCCGAACGGAAGAGGAAGACCAAGGCUGGGAGGACGGUCCUACACUUCCCCACAACCCGGAAGAGCCAUUCUUGUAUAUGAUUCUCGAAGUGUGUGACGGAGGAUCUCUUCAUGACAAGAUAGAUAAUGCCCCAAAUGGACGGAUUCCAGAACAACAGGCGGCAAAAUACUUUCUCGAUGCUGUCCGGGCCCUGGAAUACAUUCACGCACAAGGCAUGCUUCACUGUGAUUGUAAACCCGCCAACUUUUUGCUAGACUUGGAUGAUCGCGUCAAAUUGGCCGACUUUGGCAUGGCAGUGCAUGAAGAGGAGAAGGAAGUAGUUGGUGGGUCGCCAGUGUACAUGGCACCCGAACACUUAAUGGCCUGGCGGCAAAUGACGGAUGAUUUUGACCAUCGAAGUGAUAUCUAUAGUCUCGGGGUAGUUUUGUAUGAAAUGUUGGAAGGUGUUUUACCAUACAUUGUCUGGGAAGCCCCCAAGAUGAACCUCGAAAGCAGCGUUCCUGCUCCGAUUUAUGACAGCGACGACGAAGAACUUUUCCCGAUCUUAGACCUGCGCAAGCUUUUCGACAUGUCGUCAGAAGAACCAUUUUACGUCCCUCCGCCACUGUUUCUCGCGGAAAUUUCGGAAGAGGCAGAAGACUUAGUGACGCGCCUCAUGGAGCCGUCUGCCAGUGAAAGGAUUUCCCUAUCGGAAGCAAAGGAUCACCCCUGGCUAAAGAAGUUCAAUUUGUAA
This is a messenger RNA of Cylindrotheca closterium, 1254 nucleotides long. NCBI's taxonomy places the organism in Eukaryota, Bacillariophyta, Bacillariophyceae, Bacillariales, Bacillariaceae. The record is from the annotation of a GenBank genome assembly.